UUAAAUCCGCUAAAAUUAAGAGAAGAAAUUUUGUAAAAUAACAAGUUAACCAUACUUUUUUAUUCCAGACUUCCCUUUGUCCAGACCAGAUUUCCAGACUAUGUAUAUGUGUUUUGUGCUCCAGACAUUCCAGACUGUGAUUGUAUCUUGAUUGUAUCGUCGUGGUAUCGUCUCGAAGUAAAACAAGACAUCUUUUCUUGCAACCCUUGUUGCAACUAAACAGGUAAAUAAUGGAUACUCUUCAUGAUGAGAAACAUCGUAUUAUUCUGAACGAACAUAAAAUUGUAAAUAAUAAUUCAACAAGCCCCACAGUACUCGACGAUAAAUUCGAUAUCAAAAAGUUUAGAAAGAUAUUUAGAGUUGUUAUAGUUCGUCAUGAAAACUACGAAAUGGAAUUUGAUUUGAUUGGACUUCAUCCAUUUCUAGCAAAUACUUUUCGAAGAUUGAUCCUUAGCGAUGUUCCUAGCAUGGCAAUUGAGAAAGUUCAUAUUUUAAAUAACACAUCUAUAAUUCAAGAUGAAAUUUUAGCACAUCGUUUAGGACUUAUACCCCUCAAGGCUGAUCCAAGAUUAUUUGAAUAUAAAUCAAAUUGGUCAGCAGCUGCAAAUGAGAAGGAUACUUUAGAAUUUGAAUUGAAAAUUAAGUGUUCUAAUAAUAAAGACUCUAGCAAGAAGGAAUCUUCUAGAGCAGAAGAUAUUUAUAAAAAUACCAAUGUAUAUUCCAAACAUAUAAAGUGGAUACCCACAGGGAAUCAAAAAAGUAAAUUCAAAGAAAGUGAUGUUGGUCCUAUUCAUCCAGAUAUUUUGAUAGCUAAGAUGAGACCUGGACAUGAACUAGAUCUCAAGCUUGUUGCUGUUAAAAGCAAUGGAAGGGACCAUGCAAAAUUUUCACCAGUAGCAACAGCUUUCUAUCGCCUAUUACCAGAUAUUAAAAUUGUAAAACCAGUAGAAGAUGAAGCAGCAUAUAGAUUACAGAAGUGUUUCUCACCAAGUGUUAUUACUAUAAGGACACAAAAUAACAAGAAAAUUGCAGUUGUAAAGGAUUCAAGAUAUGAUACAAGCAGUAGAAAUGUUUUUAAAUAUGAUGACUUGAAAGACUCGGUAGUUAUGUCUAAAAUUCAGGAUCACUUUAUAUUUACAAUUGAAUCUGUUGGAGCUAUGCAACCUGAAGUUAUAUUCAAAGAAGCUGUCACUAUUCUCAAAGAUAAAUGUUUGUCUCUUUUGGCAGAGCUUAAUUCCUAAAUAAAUUUUAUCUUUAAA
Molecule: messenger RNA, 1259 nt
Organism: Sitophilus oryzae (rice weevil)
Lineage: Eukaryota; Metazoa; Arthropoda; Insecta; Coleoptera; Curculionidae
Gene: Polr1C
Product: DNA-directed RNA polymerases I and III subunit RPAC1
Exons: 6
Coding region: 231-1241 (336 amino acids)
Biological process (GO): DNA-templated transcription
Cellular component (GO): RNA polymerase III complex; RNA polymerase I complex
Molecular function (GO): protein dimerization activity; DNA binding
Source: RefSeq, a predicted model, not a curated record